CAGAAACCGGAUGUCAAAAACGUCAUUAUAUUAUUUGUUAGUAAACAAAUCAGUUUUGGAAUCGAACUAUUUUUUGUAUUUAUUUAAAAAUCACUUCAAAAUAUCGCUAAAAGAUUCCUAUUUAUGAAUUCUUCACAUUUUACCAUAAUUUAUCAGGGCUAUGCUUCUCAAUAUUGUUUUUUUACUAUGAUUAUGAUGACUAUUUUUCCGCAAUGAGAUAUGUAGUUAUAGCUUUAAUUUGUGCUUUCAUAUCAUGCUCUAUUUAUUGGUAUUCUUGUUUUUUAUCAAAAAAUGAUGAAUAUUUAAAUCUUCCUGAUGUGACUAGUAAAAUAGGAAGCAUAUUCGCAAAGUUGGAUGUGAAUAAGGAUGGUGUCAUUAAUGCAUCUGAAUUUUUUGCUUUGAGUUCUGACUAUAUUAUUUUACAGCGAGUUGAAGAUAAUUCUUUUACUAGUUGUGUUUUGAAGGAUUUUCCAGAACUUCCUGUUCAAAUUGAUGAGCAAAUAAUCAAUUUAGAAGUUGGUUUCAAACCUUUAGAUUUAAAUUCCAUGAAGAAGAAUGUAACUGAAUUAUCUAAGGAUGAUAUAAAUUCAUUGCAAGGUUUAUUAAAUUGGAAAAGCCCAUUUAAACCCCAGCUUGGAUUUGGUGCCAAAUAUUUUUCAAUAUUCUUACCUACUAACUCUCACAUCAAAGUUGGUGAACCAUGGUGGAUAUUUGAAGCAAAGCCCAGUGAGUACUUAGGUCCCCUUUCAAGCAGAAGAUAUUUCCCUCCAUGUGUUGAAAAAAAGUUCCUCUUUUUACAUGCAUUACUUAAUCUCUUCCAUCCAUAUCCAUUUCUGUGGACAAGGUUUGGCCCCCAAGGAACUGCUGCUGUUAUAAGAGCUAUAGAAGAAGAUUUUUAUGAUAUUGUCUUCCGAAUUCAUGCUGAAUUUCAACUAAAUCAACCUCCUGAACAUCCCUUUUGGUUUACUCCAUCACAGUUUUCUGGUCGAUUGAUUAUUAAUAAAGAUGGCACUGUUGUUAAAUUUUUUCACUUAGAAGUUCCUAAUACUCUGCUCAAUGUUGAUAUGGAAUGGUAUAAUGGGCCUUCAGAAGACAGUAUGGAAGUGGACAUCGGACACAUACCAGAAAUGUCUCUAAUAUCAUCCGCUACUUCCUUUCCCUCUUCUAGCAAAAGAGGAUUUGAAAAAGACAUAUCGACCAUGAAAUGGACGCAAGAAAUUCCUUUGCAAGAAGCAUUAGGUGCUUUAGAAUUAAAAUUUUAUGCAUUUAAGAAGGUUAAAUAUUACAGUAUGAAUGAAGCAUUUCAACUAGCAGCAGUUGAAUCUAAACUUGUUCAUGGCAUAGUUUUGUGGGGCAACCUGGAUGACCAGUCUUGCUGAGGUUCAGGGCGGACUUUGCGAGAAACUGCUCUUGCUAGUCCGCCCAUUCUUCAAUAUCUGGAAACACAUUAUAUUAGUUUCUGGAUUACUGUUGCUGAAUUAGAAAAAGUUCUGAAAGAAUCAUUUGACUCAAUAUCAUUAAAUUACGCUCAAGCUUGUUUGUCUGUUUAUGAGUUUCCUGUUGAAGUUAUAACUUUUCAUGCUAAUGCAAGUGUAAUUCAUCAUUUAAAUGCUAAUUAUUUGUUAGGUAUGAUUGAUGCUGAGAAUUCUUACUUUUCAACUCAAGACCCUCUGGAAAAACUUUAUUUGGAUUUUCUGGAAAAGGGGCUUUCAAUGAGUAAAAAUGAAGAAAGUAAUGUUAAACAGGAAUUAUAGCUGCUUUUGAUAUUUAUUAAUUAUGUAUUGAAAUUGCAUUUAAGAUGUUUGCUUCAUUAUAAGUAAACACAUUCCAUUCUAACUGUGAUAAAAGUUUAAUAAUUUACUAAAAAAAUUAAACUGAUAAAUUAUAUUUAAAUAUUAUUUAUUUUUCUCAUUUAAUAAUUUAAAUCUCAUUUUUAACUUUGCUUUUAGUUUUAAAUUUUGCUUUAAUAUUGUUGAGUUUAAGAUAUCUCUUUGAUAACUAUAUGAUAAAUUACUAUUUAUGAAUUUUUAUGUAUGGAGUAUAGUUCAAAAACUUUAUUUUAAUUUAAUGUAGUCUUUAUUUUAAUGUAAUCUUAAUUUUAAUUAAUAUGCUCUAUUUUA
Parasteatoda tepidariorum (common house spider) is the source of this 2120-nucleotide messenger RNA. Its product is annotated as selenoprotein N-like. Gene Ontology annotation, cellular component: endoplasmic reticulum membrane. Lineage: Eukaryota; Metazoa; Arthropoda; Arachnida; Araneae; Theridiidae. The record is from RefSeq and is a predicted model, not a curated record. Gene Ontology annotation, molecular function: calcium ion binding. Gene Ontology annotation, biological process: skeletal muscle fiber development; calcium ion homeostasis.